Molecule: messenger RNA, 669 nt
Organism: Aspergillus nidulans FGSC A4
Lineage: Eukaryota; Fungi; Ascomycota; Eurotiomycetes; Eurotiales; Aspergillaceae
Exons: 6
Coding region: 1-669 (222 amino acids)
Source: RefSeq, a predicted model, not a curated record
AUGGUCAACAGGCCCAUCGACGUGGUGGCCAACAGCUUUGUCAACCCAUGGCUCCGUUGCACUCGCCAUCCUGGGUCAGCCUUUCCGGUGGAGCGUGACACUACUUUGAGCUACUACUGGCUGCCUGCUUUGGAAGCUCAUGAAGCUCGGUCCUUUAAGAUAGCAGGACGGGAUGAUGACGAUACCGCGGAGUGCUUUUUCGGCCCUCUGAAAGAUCAUUACUGGAUCUUGUCUAGUCCAAACUGCAUGACUACCCAUAUCAAUACUGGCUUAGCAAGAAUGAUGCGAGCGUCAUUGGGAAUUUGCAGGUGGGAUGGUACCUCAGCCAGAAGCCACCCACAGUGCAACCCUGGCUGUGAGGUGGUAUUCGCCCCCAGUCUGAUGACCGACCAGCAAGAAGUCAGAACACGUGAUUCUGGAAGAGUCAUGCUGAAGCUUCAAGCCGAUGACAACCGGGCUACGGAAGUCAUAUUCUCAAGGAAUCGAUUCUGGAUUCUUCAACGCCAAAGCAUAAGACAGUGGUCAAAAGCGGUGACCAAACUGACCACCUUUACAGAAACGGUAAAUUCGGUAAAUGGUGCUUGGACUGAAGACAGUUAUCAAGUUGUCAAACUCAUUGGCGUUCGGACAAGGAGCUCUGGCGCAAAUCAGCUUGCGCUCUGGCGCUAG